Molecule: messenger RNA, 892 nt
Organism: Drosophila innubila
Lineage: Eukaryota; Metazoa; Arthropoda; Insecta; Diptera; Drosophilidae
Gene: RpII15
Product: DNA-directed RNA polymerase II subunit RPB9
Exons: 2
Coding region: 111-500 (129 amino acids)
Biological process (GO): DNA-templated transcription; transcription initiation at RNA polymerase II promoter; maintenance of transcriptional fidelity during transcription elongation by RNA polymerase II
Cellular component (GO): RNA polymerase II, core complex
Molecular function (GO): DNA-directed RNA polymerase activity; nucleic acid binding; zinc ion binding
Source: RefSeq, a predicted model, not a curated record
CCAAAUAAACGGCAACAUUUGUUGCCAGGUGGCAACGUCUUGAACUUAAUAAUUCACAAUAAAUAAAUACAAUUUAUAAUAUCCACUAAUUGCUGCAUUAAUCAGGGACAAUGGCUGCUUUAUUCGACUCCGCUCAUACAGAAGGACCCGGCUUUGUGGGCAUCCGUUUCUGUCAAGAAUGCAACAACAUGCUGUAUCCCAAGGAGGACAAGGAUAACAAAAUUUUGAUGUAUGCCUGCCGCAAUUGUGAUUAUAAACAGGAAGCGGACUCCAAUUGCAUAUACGUAAACAAGAUUAUGCACGAAAUCGACGAACUGACGCACAUAGUGCCCGAUGUUAUAUCUGAUCCCACGCUGCCCCGCACCGAAGACCACGCUUGCCCCAAAUGCACGCAUCGUGAGGCAGUCUUCUUUCAGGCGCAGACUCGACGUGCCGAGGAAGAAAUGCGACUCUAUUAUGUGUGUACAAAUCAGAACUGCACUCAUCGUUGGACUGAGUAAACACAAUGCUCGUCUUACACGCCGGUGAAUUGCACAUCAUUGCGCAAUUCCAAUUAAUUUUAAGCUUAUACAAUACAUACACAUUUAUAAAGUUUGUAAACUAAGUAAGUUCGAUAGCUCCAUUGGACAUUGACCGGUUAUAUGUAGUCCUGACAUUGAACUGACGAUUUUAGAAUGCAGCCGCGCAUAUUUCUCAUUCACUUCUCAUCAUGUAAGCAUUUAUAUUCAUUGCAAGAUUUAAUUAACAAUCAAUGCUCUUUCUGUUUGAGCGGAGAUACAGAGAAAGACAGAGAGAGAGUGAAAGAGAGAGUCGCAUGCAAAUUUCUAAGAUCGUCACAGUGACAUAAUUCAAUAUCUACCAAACAAAACGAAAUAAAAAUAAUACAACAAUU